AAAAAAAAAAAAGGAUAACAUCGGAAGCUUAUACGCGUUUUAUUGAUAGAAUGGACAAGAAGGAUUUCUUUUUAUACCCUGUGACAACGGAUGUGGCACCAGAUUAUUUUAAUAUCAUUGACAAGCCAAUGGCAUUUUCUGACAUUAUUGACAAAUUUCAUGCUCAUGAAUAUUCUACUCUUGAUGAUGUGGAGGCUGAUCUCUCAUUGAUCUGGAAGAACUGUAAAACAUACAACAGAUCAGAUACCUCUUAUUACAGAUUGGCACAGCGUAUGGAGGAACAAGCAAAGGAAUGGAUGACACAAGCCCGUCAAGAUUACAACAUGUUGGAAAUCUCACUGCAAGCUGGUACUUUAGCGGUGGGAAUUGAUCCUGAUAUAUUUUCGUAUGACCUAAUACAACCUUCUCCGGAACCAAGCCAUGAUUCCUAUGACAAUCAACAGAAGGAACUAGAAAUAUCAAAACAGGAACCACAACAAGAAUUGGAUCAACAAAUGCAUCAAGAAACAGGAAAGAAGAAAAAUGAAAAGGAAUUAUCGUUACCAUCAACACGAUCCGAUCGAAAAAAACAGUUACCAUCUUCCACAUCAUCUCGACGUACUACUCGAUCUUCUUCAACGGGUCUGAUAGAACUCUCUCUCGAUAAAUACCUUUCAGAAAAAUCACGAAAAUCCAAAAGAGCAAGAAAGGCAGCAACAGCGUCAACAGAUGUGUCCGAUAAAAGCAAUAGCAUAUCAUCUACUUCAUUUACAUCAGCACUUUCUUCUAAUACCAGUAGCGAUCGAAGUCCAGAAAUCAUGGUCACACCAUCAUCAUCAUUACCAACAUCUCCAUCACCACAACCACAAUUAUCGCAAGAAACAGAGAAAAAUACCCGCAAAAUAAAAAAGAAAGACAAAGCGAUAUCAACGGUGACCCGUCGAAUGACACGAAGUGCAGGAUCAGAAGGAUUGACAGUACCAACCAAAAGUGCGAUGAAGAAUAGCAAGAUGAAUUCGGAAACAAGGAAACUGUUAUGGAGCGACUCUGUGACGAAACCCAUUGCGUAUGUGGAAGGAUCAUACAAGGAAAGCAAGACAAAACGGGCUCCUCGUGGUUAUGUAUAUAUUUCCUCCUCUGAUGAAGAUGGUAGUAAUGACGAAGAACAAGGUGAUAAUAGCAUGAUCAAGACAACCAAUGCAACCUCGAUAAUUUCUCCUUCUAGCAAAAGAAACAAGAAAAGCAACAAAUUAUCACAUGGAAAACAACCCUUGGAAGUUGAACCGCUCUCUACUUUUGCACAUCUUCAGACAACCACAAUUGAAAAGGUAGUGUGGGCACGUGUAUCUGGCUUUCCUUUCCAUCCUGCCAAGAUUGUCGAUCCGAAUAAAGAAGAUGUACCAAAGAAUGUAAGGACUGGAAAACCAAAAGCACAAAGCUCGUUAGUCAAAUUCUUUAUGGUACCUGAAAAUCAUCAAUGGUAAAAUAAUAAUAAUAAAAAGAAAUGAAUGGAAAAAUCUAAACGAUUUUUUUUUUUUUUUUGAUAACAGGGGAUGGAUCAGAACAUCGGAUCUUUACUUAUUUGGGGACAAGACCAUUGAUUAUAAUAUGUUGCUACGGGCCAAACAUCAUAAGAAGAAUAUCAAAAAGAAAUGGUUGGAUGAAGUGAUGAAAGGAUACAUUUAUGCCUGUCGUCAACUAGGUAUAGAACCUCAACAAAUCGAAUGAAGAUCUCUUAAAAAUCAUGGUUAUCGGUUAGUUUAUUGUACACAUAGUUUUAUUAUUUUAUAUAUAUAUAUCAAUAAAAAUUACUCAUCUGCAUUA
Molecule: messenger RNA, 1803 nt
Organism: Halteromyces radiatus
Lineage: Eukaryota; Fungi; Mucoromycota; Mucoromycetes; Mucorales; Cunninghamellaceae
Exons: 3
Coding region: 51-1463 (470 amino acids)
Molecular function (GO): protein binding
Source: RefSeq, a predicted model, not a curated record